GCGCCCAGCCAGUGUGUACGUGAGCCACGAGUCUUACGCCCUCACCACCACCACUCAGGAUCAUGGCGGACGCGGAGCAGCUUGCAAAGGCCCUGGUGGUAGGCUUCCUCAACAAAGAAGACCUUAAACUGGGAGAGAAAGCAGAAAAGAAGCUAGGAGCGAAGUUACCAAAAUUGCCAAAUGAUGCGCCGUCAGUCGUGGAAAUUGUUCAACAUUACCUUAAAACCUCACCCAACAAGCGGCGGCUGAGCUUGGACCCGCCCCCAGCCAAGAAGGCACGCAAGGAGUCAAGCUCAGAGGAGGAAAGUUCAGAGGAUGAAGCUCCGGCCAAACCAGCAACUCCCAUGGUGAAUGGCAAACUGAAGAAAGACACUCCUGCAACUCCUGUCUCGGCCAAGAAGCCAGCAGUGAAAGCCCAGCCCAAAGGAGAUGCCAGCAGUGAUAGCAGCAGCUCCGAGGAGGAAGAACCACCCAAGAAGGUGGUUGUCAAACCAGCUGUGGCUGCAAAGAAGGCUGAAUCAUCAAGUUCAGAGGAGAGCAGUUCAGAAGAGGAAGAACCAACUAAGCCUGUAGCAAAGAAGCCUCCAGCACCUCCACAAGCUAAGCCAGUUAGCUCCAAGGCUGCUGAAUCAAGCUCGGAAGAAUCUACUUCGGAAGAGGAUGAUCCACCAAAGAAGGUUGCUGACCCAGUCAAGAAAAUAGUACCUGCACCAAAAGUUGCUGCCAAAGCUCAAGAGUCAAGUUCAGAGGAGGAAUCAAGUUCAGAAGAUGAGGCUGCAAAGCCAGCUGUUAAAGCAGUUACUCCAGUGCAGAAACCUGCAGCUAAGCCUGAAGAAUCCAGUUCAGAGGAGUCAAGUUCAGAAGAAGACAAGCCUGCAAAGCCAACUGUGAAAGCGACUACUCCUGUACAGAAACCUAAAGUGCCACUCGCCAAACCUGAGGAAUCCAGUUCAGAGGAGGAAUCAAGCUCAGAAGAUGGUGAACCUGCAAAGCCAGCCGUGAAAGCUGUUACUCCUGUACAGAAACCUAAAGGUCCCUUGGCCAAGCAAAAGGAAUCAAGUUCAGAGGAGGAAUCUAGCUCAGAGGAGGAAGAGCCUGCAAAGCCAGCUGUAAAAACAACUGCUCCUGUAAAGAAGCCAAAAGCACCCAUUGCUAAGCCUGAGGAAUCCAGUUCAGAGGAAUCAAGCUCUGAGGAAGAGGAGCCUGCAAAGCCAGCUGUAAAAACGACUGCUCCUGUACAGAAGCCAAAAGCGCCCAUUGCUAAGCCUGAGGAAUCCAGUUCAGAGGAAUCAAGCUCUGAGGAAGAGGAGUCUGCAAAGCCAGCUGUAAAAACGACUGCUCCUGUACAGAAGCCAAAAGCGCCCAUUGCUAAGCCUGAGGAAUCCAGUUCAGAGGAAUCAAGCUCUGAGGAAGAGGAGCCUGCAAAGCCAGCUGUGAAAAAACCUGUUCCUACACAGAAGCCUGCUAGUAAAGAAGAGUCUGAUGAUUCUGAUGAUGAAAUGAGUUCAGAAGAAGAAAAGCCAGCCACCAAGCCAGCUGCUGCACAGACAAAACAAGUCAAACCUGCUGCCAAAGCUGAGGAAUCCAGUUCAGAAGAAUCAAGUUCUGAAGAGGAAGAUAAGGCACCUGCCAAAGCAGCCCCCAAAGUGGCUCCAGCUGCUGCUAAAAAGAAAGAAUCAAGCUCAGAAGAAGAGAGUAGUUCUGAGGAGGAAGAGGCCCCAGCUAAGCCAGCACAGAAGCCCCCACAGAAGAAAUUAGCACCUGCUCAGGAAUCCAGCUCUGAUGAUGAUUCCAGCGAAGAAGAAACUGCUGCCCAUUCCGCACCAAAGCCCAAGGCACCUGCAGCUAAGAAAGAGAGCAGUUCAGAAGAGGAAUCCAGUGAGGAUAGUUCAGCCGAAUCACCAGCAAAGAAAGUGAAAACUCUAAACUCAUCCUUCACUCCAGCCUCCAAUGGUUCUGUAGGCAAGAGUCAGAACAAUAGUUUUGUGAAUAAGAGCUGGAAUUCCGCUAAUUCCUCAUUCAAUACCUCCUUCGACAAUAAAGAUGAAGAAAACGAGGAGGAUGACAAUGAUGACGAAAGCAGUAGACCUUUCCGAGCCGGCCUGGGCUACAGGGGGAGAGAUGAGAACAGGGGGGGAAGAGGAGGCUUUAGGGGUCGUGGGGGAGAUGGGGGCUUUAGGGGUCGUGGGGGAGAUGGGGGCUUCAGGGGUCGUGGGGGAGAUGGGGGCUUCAGGGGUCGUGGGGGAGAUGGGGGCUUCAGGGGUCGUGGGGGAGAUGGGGGCUUCAGGGGUCGUGGGGGAGAUGGGGGCUUCAGGGGUCGUGGGGGAGAUGGGGGCUUCAGGAGUCGUGGGGGAGAUGGGGGCUUUAGGGGUAGAGGUGGAGGUUUCAGGGAUAAGGGUUUGGAAGGUGGGUUUAGGGAUAGAGGUGACGAAGGUGGUUUUAGGGAUAGGGGUGGGGAUAGAGGUUUUAAGGGUCGAGGAGGGUUCAAGGGAGGCUUCAAUAGAGACAGUGAGAAUGGAGAUCACAAGUUUGGUGGGGACAGGGGAGGUUUCAGGAAAGACGAGGGCUCCCCAAGAGGCCGGGGAGGUUUUAGAGGUGGUGGUAAUGGUGGAUUUAGAAAUGGCAGGGAUGAUGGAGGUGACCGAGAGUUCCGAGGAGGGUUCAGGGGCAGAGGGGGAGGUGGGGGUGGCUUCAGGGGUGGGAGAGGUGGCUUUGGCAGCAGGGGAGGGUUUGGUAGCCCAGGCUUAGGCAUGGAUCAAGGCACUGGCCAGAACAAGAGGAAAACUUUUGAUGACUGAAACUGCACUGCUGAGACUCAGGGCAAAGCAAUACGAGGAUCAUUUGGAUCGUGGGGUGAACGGGCCUAUAAUGACCUGAGGAUGACGCGUGGCAGGAAUUUCCGCCAUGAAAAAAAUAAAAAGAAGAAAGGCUCCUACCGUGGAGGAGCUCUAGAUACAGCAGUCAAUUCUAUAAAGUUUGACUCGGAUUAGUGUUCUGUUUGACAAACUUUUGUACCUGCUAAGUUUUUUGAAUGAAUGAUAGAAUGGUUUCCUGUUAUAUGAGCAGUGCAAGAAGAUCAGUACGAGUGCUGUUGUACAUGAAUUGGGUGACUACAAGCUGUAUGGAAUUGUUCUUUGUUCUGAAAGAUGGGUGGUGCUGUGUGUUUAAAAAUUGUGUUGUUUUCUAAGUUUUAGUAUUUGGGAUCUUUAUUUUUAUUUUUUAUUUUUUUUUCAGUGCUGUAUAUUUAAUGAUCAGAACUAGCAUAUGAAGUAUUGUUGUUGGCUUUAAACAAUCACAGUGUUACUAUAAUGUAAGGAAAACAAAGAAAAUUUAUUCGGGUUAAUUUUUUGAAGUACCAGAUAUAUUUUACAAGAUACAUCUUGCAGCAGUUGUUCUGGUUGUAAACAAUGCAUUGACUUGUGUUGGUGUAAAGAAGAAAGUUGUUUGUUCCGGGUAAGCAGCUCCAUGCUCACUGAGGGGAGGAUGUGCUGACAUUCCUCAGUGUGGUCUGGGGACGAGUUGGCCAAGUUUGUUUCAUGUACAAUAGGUGGAUGGUAUGCUGUGCUUCCUACUGCCUUAAGUUACUUUAAUGGUUGCUUGCGGAAUGUUAGGAAGAACUGAAAGCUGUACAGAUAUGUGUGCUGACAGAAAACAUUCAUCUUGUACAUUUUGUUUUUCUUUCGUUCCCAUCUGGGUGACACCACAGAGACGCAAUGAUAGACUCCUGUGGUGCCAUCAAGCAUUUUUAACCAGUAUAAAUUGUAUUUUUAAUAAACUGGUAAAAAUG
This is a messenger RNA of Scylla paramamosain (green mud crab), 3787 nucleotides long. Its product is annotated as nucleolar protein dao-5-like. Bases 63 to 2798 code for a protein of 911 amino acids. Gene Ontology annotation, cellular component: nucleoplasm; nucleolus. Lineage: Eukaryota; Metazoa; Arthropoda; Malacostraca; Decapoda; Portunidae. The transcript has 9 exons. The record is from RefSeq and is a predicted model, not a curated record.